CCUUUAUGAUCCCGCAAAACAGAGCUCCCGCCUUCCUCUUGAGUAUGAAACACAGUCCUGGCGAUCUUCGUACUUAUGCCCGGUGGUGACGUCCUCCACUCCCCAUCAGCACAACGUGGGGGUAAGAAGCAGGUCAAUCGGAUCCGGCACAGUCAAAUCAUAUCCAAACGACGUCCCUUCGGCUCUCUCUCCAGAUCACGUUUCUCUUGUAUCAAAUGAGGGGCCGCUGUAGGCGCUGCACCAGGUUCCUGUGGGCUGCAGGUGAGACCGGGGUCUGUGGCAUGGAGUAGCUGUUUCCUUUCCCUCCGGCCGAUACUGUGGAGUGAUUGACCCUGUCAAUCCCCGUUAAAGCUCUGCCGUGCGAAGUCUAGGUGGCUGGGCAUGACCGGGGAGGAAGGGGGCUGCGUAUGCAAGCGGAUGCGGAUGGACUACGUAGGUAGAUGAUACCCACAGAGGGAUAGACAGGCACUGAUUCAAGGUAUUUCUUGUCGGAAAACCGGAUCACUUGAUCGGAUGCUGGAAUCCGGGAAAAUAUCAUUCUCAUGGUCAGGCAAUGUGGCUUGUCAUACAUUGGCACGUUGUAUAAGAACAAGUUCUCUUUCCCUUCUCUGUUCAACAUUGUCUUUUACAAUUGUUACAAACAUCCUUACUUCAUACCUUACACACUUCUACUCCCACUUCUAUUUCGAAUUCUACUUCCUCCACAUCCUAGUUUUCACGUCAUCAACCUACACCUACACCUACACUCAACCAACCCGUGGACAACCACCAACCACCAACCACCAACAUGUCCCCCCGCCAUCCCCGACAUGCAGUGGGCCCAAGUCAUCGAGCAAAAGGGCGGACCACCAGUUUACAAACAAAUUCCUGUCCCAAAGCCCGGCCCAGAUGAAGUGCUCAUCAAAGUCCGCUACAGCGGCGUCUGCCACACAGACCUACACGCCAUGAAAGGCGACUGGCCCCUACCCCUCAAGCAACCCCUAGUAGGCGGCCACGAAGGCGCCGGCAUCGUCGUCGCCAAAGGUGAAUUGGCCAAGGGCAUCGAGAUCGGCGACCACGCGGGUAUCAAGUGGUUGAAUGGAUCGUGCUUGGCAUGCGAGUUCUGCAAGACCUCUGAUGAACCUCUGUGUCCUGAUGCUGAGCUCUCUGGAUACACGGUUGACGGUACCUUCCAGCAGUAUGCUAUUGGUAAGGCGGCGCAUGUGUCCAAGUUGCCGAAGGAGGUCGCCCUUGAUGCUGUUGCUCCUAUUCUCUGUGCCGGUGUUACUGUUUACAAAGGUCUCAAGGAGUCUGGUGCGAAGCCUGGUCAGACUGUUGCUAUUGUUGGUGCUGGAGGUGGUCUUGGCUCGUUGGCUCAGCAAUAUGCUAAGGCUAUGGGAUUGCGCGUUAUUGCUAUUGAUGGUGGAGAUGAGAAGCGAGGUAUGUGCGAGCGGCUCGGUGCUGAGGCCUACAUCGAUUUCACCAAGUCCAAGGACCUCGUCGAAGACGUUAAGGCCGCUACUCCCGGAGGCCUGGGUGCCCAUGCUGUGCUCCUUCUUGCUGUCUCUGAGAAGCCUUUCCAGCAGGCUGUCGAGUAUGCCCGUUCCCGUGGCACGAUCGUUGCUAUCGGUAUGCCCGCCAAUGCAUUCCUCAAGGCUCCCGUUUUUACCACCGUUGUCAAGAUGAUCAACAUCAAGGGCAGCUACGUCGGUAACCGCCAAGAUGGUGUUGAGGCUGUUGACUUCUUUGCGCGUGGUUUGAUCAAGGCUCCAUACAAGACUGUUCCUCUGAAGGAAUUGCCGGCAGUGUUCGAGCUCAUGGAGCAAGGAAAGAUUGCUGGUCGCUACGUCCUCGAGAUCCCGGAAUAGAUUCAGCGUCUUUGCAGAUAGAACAUGAGGUUUUGUGAGAUCGAUACCGGGCAUGACCGUGUUGAAUGCAAUCCAGCAAUCCAGCUGGCCGUUAACGGAGUGGGGUU
Messenger RNA from Penicillium canescens, 1954 nucleotides. Its product is annotated as zinc-dependent alcohol dehydrogenase. The record is from RefSeq and is a predicted model, not a curated record. Bases 543 to 1847 code for a protein of 434 amino acids. NCBI's taxonomy places the organism in Eukaryota, Fungi, Ascomycota, Eurotiomycetes, Eurotiales, Aspergillaceae. Gene Ontology annotation, molecular function: oxidoreductase activity; zinc ion binding. The transcript has 3 exons.